AAUAACAUCUCCGAGUCCGUCAGACGUGCUCACACAGGGGCAUAUUCAUUUCAAGGACUCUGGUUGCGAUUCCAGCCUGCAUUCGUUUUCUUGCUUUGACGUCCGUGUGCAACUGUGCAUGCGUGUGGUGGAUUCAAAUAGGCCCUUGCCCUCUUCAUAGAUACGCGUACAUACUACGUAUGAGAAGAUGGUCAUGGGGCUCCUUGAGUACGAACAAUGCGUACUUGUCCAACGUCAAAAGAGUCUGAAGUUAGCUUCCUGUUGUGUAGAAACACCAUCUCUGAUUGUUGAUCACAUGGAGCAUCGAACCCUCGAGUUUUGAGAGGACAUUGGCAUCAUCCACAGAAAACCAUUUGUGUACUUCAACCGUUCAGAGUGUGACCAUGGAGGCGACGAGAUCCGAGAAAAGAGCUAUUAUGAGGAAUGUCAUCAUCAUUUCCGUGGGUUUCAUGGUUUUAUUCACGUCCUACAGCUCGGUGACAGCCCUUCAAUCCUCCAUCAACAAGACGGAUGGAAUCGGAAGCUUUUCUCUCGCUGCCACAUACCUCUUUUUGGUGCUCUCCACGUUGUUCUUGUCUAAUAUCAUUAUUGACAAGAUCAAUACCAAAUGGGCCAUGAUAUUCUCCAUGGCAUGCUAUUCCACGUAUAUCGCAGCCCAAUUCUAUGCGACUUUUUGGACCCUGAUUCCCACAGCCAGUCUGGUUGGGAUCGCGGCGGCUCCGCUGUGGAUCGCCAAAUGCUCCUAUCUUUCCGAGGCCGGAAAGCGUUAUAGCCAAUUGAGUGGUCAAUCCGUAGACGCGGUUGUUGGACGAUUCUUUGGGAUCUUUUUCCUCUUGUUCCAGUGUGCCUCAAUCUGGGGCAACAUUGCCAGUUCUUUGAUCCUUGGUUCUGGCAAAUCUGGGAACGAAACGAAUCUCCGGGACUUGAACUCAUGUGGGGUGAACUACUGCCCAAUUGGAACUCGACCCGAAAGACUAGAGCCAAAUCUCACGGGACCAAGCACCUUUGGGAACGACGGACAUCUGCUUGAUGUUGAGGUGAUCGUCUCGGAGGACAACGAGAACUUUGACACGGAUCCCUUCAAAAUAUACUUGCUCUCUGGAAUUCUCCUGGCUUGUUCCAUUUUGGCUCCCUUGGUUUGGAGGGACACCUGA
Molecule: messenger RNA, 1154 nt
Organism: Tigriopus californicus
Lineage: Eukaryota; Metazoa; Arthropoda; Copepoda; Harpacticoida; Harpacticidae
Product: UNC93-like protein
Exons: 5
Coding region: 384-1154 (256 amino acids)
Biological process (GO): regulation of muscle contraction; regulation of potassium ion transport
Cellular component (GO): plasma membrane; striated muscle dense body
Molecular function (GO): potassium channel regulator activity
Source: RefSeq, a predicted model, not a curated record